AUGAAAAUGAGCAGUGGAUCAAACCAGAGGACUUUGUUCCAGACUUGGGGUGGAACUGUCUCUCAAAACAAAGUUGUUCAACCGAAAAAGGAGGCCAAGAAACCGGCUGGACGGCGCAAGGCAACUUCAAGCAACACAACACAGGUAGCUAAAACAAACCCUCCUCGAAAUCCUUUGUGGACUGAAAUAGGUGAGGGGUCCACAUACACAUCAGAGAACCCAGUGAGAACAGAGGAACCUCAACCUGCAUAUGAAGAUGAAGACGAUGAUCUGAUGGUGGUCGCUGUUAAUGAAGCUGAAGAGAGCCUGCAACUUGGUAAUGCAAACUCUUUUAAAUGUGACAACCCUGCAGGAGCAGAGAGCACUGCCCUCUCUCCCAUCCCGUCAGGUGGGCAGACAUAUCCAGACUUCCCCGGCUUUGACAGCUCCUCAGCGAAGGUAUGGAUUUACCCCACCAACUAUCCCAUCAGGGAGUACCAGCUGAAGAUGUCAGAGGCUGCCCUGUAUCAGAACACACUGGUGUGUCUCCCCACGGGUCUGGGAAAGACCUUUAUUGCCUCUGUGGUUAUGUACAACUUUUACCGCUGGUAUCCGUCAGGGAAGAUCGUAUUCAUGGCUCCCACCAAACCCCUGGUGGCCCAACAGAUCGAGGCCUGUUAUAAAGUGAUGGGGAUCCCACAGGCGCACAUGGCUGAGCUGACAGGCAGCACAGCGGCGAAGCAGAGGCAGGACGUGUGGCGGGCCAAGCGCGUUUUCUUCCUCACCCCUCAGGUCAUGGUGAACGAUCUGUCCAGAGAGACCUGUCCGGCUCAGCAGGUCAAGUGUGUGGUGAUUGAUGAGGCCCACAAGGCGCUGGGAAACCAUGCCUACUGUCAGGUGAUCAGACAGCUCGGCAGCCAGACUCUGCAAUUUCGCAUCCUGGCCCUUAGUGCAACUCCAGGGGGAGAUUCAAAGUCGGUGCAGUCAGUGAUCUCUAAUUUGCUCAUCUCCCACAUUGAGCUGCGUUCAGAUGACAGCCCGGACAUCCAGGCCCAUUCCCACCAGCGCAGUGUGGACAAAGUGGUGGUUCCUCUGGGAGAUGUCCUUUCUGUGUACCAGGCGCGCUACCUGCAGGUGCUGGAGAAAUUCAUGUCUCGUCUUGUUCAGAACCGGGUGAUGGCACACAAAGACCUGCGGACUCUCACCAAAUACCAGCUGAUCCUCGCCAGGGAUCAGUUCCGCAAGAACCCUCCGCCAAACAUCAAGGGUCCACAGCAGGGAAUGCUGGAGGGCGACUUUGCCCUUUGCAUCAGCCUGUACCAUGGCUACGAGCUGCUGAUGCAGAUGGGGCUCCGAUCGCUCUUCUUUUACAUCCAGGGAAUCAUGGACGGAUCCAGAGAGAUGUCCAGGGCCAGAAAUGAGCUGCAGAGGACUCCCACCUUCAUGGACCUUUACAACGAGAUGGAAGCAAUGUUUGUGAAGCCAUCUGCUGGUCCAGAUGAGCCGUUUAUUUACAGUCACCCCAAACUGGAGAAACUGGAGGAGGUGGUGCUGCAGCAUUUCAGACUGUGGGCCGAGAGCUUAGCAGACAAUAAUGGUUCAGGUCCUCAGGAGGAAGCCACGCGUGUGAUGAUCUUUUCAUCGUUCCGUGAGAGCGUGCAGGAGAUCGCAGCCAUGUUGAACCGCCACGCUCCGCUCAUCAGGGUCAUGACCUUUAUGGGCCAGGCAUCAGCCGGGAAGGGAGUCAAAGGCUUCACUCAAAAGGAGCAACUGGAGGUGGUGCACAGGUUCCGCCAGGGAGGCUUCAACACGCUUGUGUCGACAUGUGUCGGGGAGGAGGGGCUGGAUAUCGGAGAGGUGGACCUCAUCGUCUGCUUCGACGCGCAGAAGAAUCCCAUCCGCCUGGUGCAGCGAAUGGGUCGCACUGGACGUAAGCGGCAGGGACGCAUUGUUGUCGUCCUGGCUGAGGGACGCGAGGAGAGGACCUACAAUCAGAGCCAGAGCAACAAGCGCAGCGUGUACAAGUCCAUCAUCGGAAACAAAAGCGGGUUCCACAUGUACCCCAACAGUCCCCGCAUGAUGCCAGAGGGGGUGAACCCCACCCUGCAUAAGAUGCACAUUACCUGUGGCCAGUUUGACCAUCAGGAGAGCAGCAGGCGGUCUGUCAGGGGUCGCCGGUCCCACUCUGAGGGACGGGCCUCACUCAUCCACCCUCAAAACCUGAUUUGGCAGGGCAGCGCAACGUCGGACGGGUUUCUGAGCAGUGCUGAAUAUUCCCUCUGGGCGUCCACCAUGAGGCUGCGGGAAGAUGAAGCUCAUCCAACCCUGAAACAGUCACGCUUCAUGUCCCUGCCCAGUGAUCCACCACCUCAGGAGGACGUUUCUAAAAGCGGACCACCAUCCAGAGAGCUGUCUUUGUGGGAGUGGAGACACUGGCAGCACAGAGCGCUUCCUACCCAUGCUGUUAAUCACUCCCUCCGCUGCCACCACUUCACUAAAGUGAUGGAGCUCAUAGACGGCAUGAGAGAGGAAAAUGAGGGUGAAUGUCGUUACGAACAGGAGCUUCUUCCUUACCUCCACAAAGCAGAUGCUCACCUGAAGAACGUGCAGAAGCGACAGAAGAGCACAAAGACCUGCGCUAAAACCGCCACCACCAACAAACCCAAACCACCUCGCUCCACGUUGUCUGAUCUGGAGAGCGUCGACGAGGAAGCAAAACAAAGACUUCCUGUUCCACGUACUGAAACAACUUACGAUGACAUCACAGAUUACCCAGGACCUGAGGCAGUUUGUCCUCGGCUGUCAAUCGAUGACUGUCCAGAAGCUGACAUGGAUGAUGUCUGUGCCAUUAUAAAGUCAGACGAGUUAGCAAACUUGACAGCAGAAAUUGAUAAAGAUGAAGAUGUUGAACUUCAGGCCAUGUUCUACCUUCCUAAAUGGGAUUCAGCACCUCCUCCCUCCUCUGCUAAACUCCGCCCAGGAAGAGAUGAGACUCUGAAGGUCAUCCUGGCCAACGUGGCGGAUCUCCUAUCCCGAUCUCCGCCGUCACCGCCUGAAGAUAUAGAGGCCGACAUGGCUGCUCCAUCCCUUCCUCCCUCUCCUCAUCAGCUAUUCCAGGUCAGCUUCACCCUGGGCGUUGACGACGACGACGAUGAAGCGACGGUAACGAGUGACGCUGACGAUAUCUCCCCGAGGGCGGACUCAGACGAGCCUCCAGCGGGCAAAGAGGAUGGUAAAAUAUAUCACGAUUGGCCUCGUCGGGAGCAGCAGCAGAGCGUCAGCAGGGCCAGCGAAGCAGCAGACAGCCCGACCUGGGAUGAGGUUUUUGGGGAAGAUGAUCUGAACGAUGGUGAUGAUGAUGUAAGAGAUAACAGCAAGGAGACGGGUGAUGAGAUUUUCAAGGAGGAAUGGGUUGGUGAGGAAACAAAAAGUGAGAAUGAGAGCGUGACUGAGGAAAAAGAGAGCAGCUGGGGUGACGUGAGGACUGAGGAAACGCCAGACUUGAUGGACGGUGGUGUGACAGAGGACGUGGACCCUCAGAUGGACGACAGCAUGGAUCUGUUCGGGGAUGACGAAGCCUUCCUGCAGAUGACCAUUCCGGACAUCUCCACUCCUGACGUCACACCCAGGACGUCCCCCGGUGUUGGAGACAUUGCUCACAGCCCAAAAAAGACCCUGGAAACCUCAUGCAGCCCUGCACACACAGCAGACACACACGCAGGUGAUUUAGAGCGCACAAAGCACAAAAAAGCUGAGGACACAAACACCCAAAGCACUACAGAGACAGAGCAUAAUACACACAUGGCAGCAGCAAGUAAACCUGUGACAGACAAUUCAACGACAGCUAAAUCUCCCACAGUGCAACAGAAUUCGUUUGACACCUCCCAUGACUUCUUCUCCGUCAACUUUGACCUCGGCUAUUCACUGGAGGACUCUGAGGAAGAGGAAGUUGAGGAUGUUCCUGCCCCAUCUACGCCGACCUCGCCGCAGCCUAAAAAGCAGGCCGCCUCUGACGCUUCCACUCCCCACAGCAGCGUCCAUAGACCAAGAAUGCCCCUGCAGUCCGCUGGAUCCAAGUUAUCGACCCCACAGAUGUUGUCAGGGCACAGGAAGAGAGAUUCGCUCUUUCUUCUGGCUUCGCCUUUAAUGUCUGCGGGUGGUGCGCUCCCAUCUCCAAUCCCUUCACCAGGAGCGAGGCGGACGCUCUCGCCCGGGCCUCGAGACUGGACUUUACCCCGCAGCUUAAAGCGGAGACGACUGGAGGGUGAGGUGGAGAGAUCGCCAGGUGUGGAGAACGGCUCACGUCAGGGACCUGUUUGUGCAGCUGACUCUCCUCCUCGCCCAGUGGCGUGCGUCAGUGACAGUGAGGAUGAGGUUGUGGCUCAUAGAAGAAAACAUCAGAAUAAGGUCAACUCGUUGUCGUCCCCAGAAGUGUCAAAGAUCUGCAGUGAUGUGGACUCCCCGGUGGUUGUGAACAGGAAACGUGUAGCGGCUCUUAACAUAUCUGAUGACUUUGAGGGCGAGGCUGUUUCUGAUGAUGAUUUCCAGAAUGAAUCAGUGUCCACGCACAGAAGCGCGGCAGCAGCUGAGAGGCAACGAGUCCAAAAAGGCAAAACCAAGCGCGCUGUAUGUCGAAAAGGGCGUCAGUUCCUGGACGAAGAAGCGGAGCUGUCUGAGGAAGGCGAGGAUGCAGAGGUGUCGUCUGAUGAAGAGGAUGGAGAAGAACUGAAUCAUUCCCUUGAAGGCUUUGUGGUCGAUAACACGCACCUCUCACAGGGACUGAAUGACUCGGACAUGUACGGCGUUUACCUGAAGUCAGUGAGAAGCCCUGCAGUCCAGGGCAAGUUCAAAAUGUCCUACAGAAAUCAGCACAACAUGGACAUAUUUUCCCAGGUGCCUGAGAUGGAUGAAACAUAUGCAGAGGACAGCUUUGUGGUGGGCAGCGAGGUAGAGGAGCUUGACAGCAGCGAGGAAGAGGCCGAAGACAUUGAACUGAUGCCCGAGGACUCGUAUGUGGACGGGAAGCGGCAGUAUGCCACCAGACGGCGUGUUUUCCUGCACAAAUCCAGAGCCGGCGCUAAGACCACAGCCGAGGCUCCACCAGAGCAGAGAGCUAGGGUGAAAACCAAGCGCACCCGUGUCAUACGCAUGAAUGAUUCCAGUGAGGAGGAGACGGAGGAAGUUGGCAACAAGAGGGGUCUCAUAGCAGGAGGUGGUGUCGCUGACCCCUUGUGGCCAAAGGCGGUACUGCCGGAGCCCAGCAGGCUUCAGCAGCAGCAGAGGCCCUCCUCCUCAUCCUCGUCUUCAACCAUAGCAUCCAAAGUGUCGCUGCUGAGCAAGGCGCAGAGCUGCUCAGUGACUGAGGAGCGGCAAAAUGAGAGGCAUCGCCAGAGGUUAGAAAGUCAGCAUUUGCUCUCUGAUGAACUUGACUUUGUUGACUCAGAGUCGCUUUUAUCCUCAAAGAAACAACUCCAGCCACUCCCUGCCACCUCCUCAGUGCCCCCCAAGUCCAGUGUGCAAGAUUCACCGGCCAGCGAGCCCCCCGCUCCAUUCGGACCUGUUCGCAUCCUGGUGGACAGUCGCUGCAUCAGCAGCGGGGUGGAGCUGAUGACCAGCCUGCGUCAGCGCCACGCGGCCACCGUCCACGUCUGCUCGCUGGACGGCAGCUACUUCAUCGUCAGCAACCGCACGGCAGUGGAGAGGCACAGCCAAUCAGAUUUGGCCGCAACGCAGAACCGGAAGCGAUUGGCUGAGAGAGUGAACAGCUUGCAGAGAUUGUUUGAGCGCGUUUGUCUGAUAGUGGAGAAGGACCGAACCAAGCCAGGUGAGGCGUCCCGUCCCUUUCAGAGAACGCGUUACUAUGACAGCACUCUGUUUGCACUGGUGCAGGCCGGGGUGCGUUUGCUGUGGAGCGAUGGCGCCGAAGAGAGCGCCGGCUUGCUGGCAGACCUGGCGCGGCUGGAGCAGCGUAAAGGCCAGGGCAUCGGUGUACCGCUGGAGGUCAAAGGGCAGCACAGGCAGCAGGCCCUGCAGCUGUACUUGAGCCUGCCCUCAGUCAACUACGUCCAUGCCCUCAGCAUGAGCCACAACUUCAGGUCAAUUGCACAACUCAUUAACAGCUCCGUUGAAGCUAUACAGAAGGGAGGCUGUAUGAGUCGAGCCAGAGCUGAGGAGACCUACCGCUUCCUGCGCUACUCCUGUGACUCCUUCCUCAUGAACACAUCGAAAGCAGCGAAGACCAGCUAGCAGCGUGGGGGCAGAAACGCUGCAGGAACACCACAGUCUGUGAUCUAUUUCUACCAUUCAUGCUGUGUACUCCUCUCCUUUAUUUCUCCACUCUUACUCUUUCUUUCUGACACAUCUCCACCUCCCCUGCCCUCCUCUUUGCUGUACCUCCUUGUUCUCAGUCUCACCAGGGGCCGUCGCUGUGCUAAGCAAAGUAAGUGCUCUGUCUGACCUCUCAAGAGAAGACGCUCAGGAUAUCGACACAACAAAGUUGAAGGGGAGCGCCACGCAGCUCAGUUUAUAUGUUGCACAACACCACAGGUCUAUCGAUAUAAAAGACACCAUGUUUUAUUCUGCUUUUUCUUUAGCUAUUUGGCUGAGAAGUGGUUCCCUUAAGACUCAUGUACUGGCACAAAUCCUGUCAGAUGGUGUUAUGGCAAUGCUGUGAUCAUAAAGACUCAAUCAAUAUUGGAUUGAUACUUGAAUAACUUAUUGUUUUUGUCACAAUAAUGGACACAUAUGUUUAUACCCUACUCUGAAAGAAGUAAA
Chelmon rostratus (copperband butterflyfish) is the source of this 6753-nucleotide messenger RNA. RefSeq names its product FA complementation group M (gene fancm). The transcript is spliced from 24 exons. The record is from RefSeq and is a predicted model, not a curated record. Lineage: Eukaryota; Metazoa; Chordata; Actinopteri; Chaetodontiformes; Chaetodontidae. Gene Ontology annotation, molecular function: four-way junction helicase activity; ATP binding; nuclease activity. Gene Ontology annotation, biological process: double-strand break repair via synthesis-dependent strand annealing; replication fork reversal; interstrand cross-link repair. Bases 1 to 6225 code for a protein of 2074 amino acids.